Molecule: messenger RNA, 1429 nt
Organism: Capsicum annuum
Lineage: Eukaryota; Viridiplantae; Streptophyta; Magnoliopsida; Solanales; Solanaceae
Product: aromatic aminotransferase ISS1
Biological process (GO): biosynthetic process
Molecular function (GO): pyridoxal phosphate binding; catalytic activity
Source: RefSeq, a predicted model, not a curated record
GGAGAAAGAGGAAAUGGGUUCUUUUGGAAUGCUAGCUAGAAGAGCUGUUCUUACAGAAACACCUGUUAUGGUUCAGAUUCAAGAAUUGGUACGAGGUCUUAAAGAUUGUGUUUCUUUAGCUCAGGGAGUAGUGUACUGGCAACCACCUGCGCAAGCACUUGAAAAGGUGAAAGAAAUUAUCUGGGAACCUUCAGUUAGUCGCUAUGGUGCCGAUGAGGGCCUUCCUGAGCUCAGGGAGGCGUUGAAACAAAAGUUGGGUCGUGAAAAUAACCUACAUAAAUCCUCAGUGAUGGUUACUUCUGGUGCAAAUCAGGCUUUUGUAAAUGUCGUUCUCGCACUGUGUGAUGCUGGUGAUUCGGUUGUCAUGUUUGCACCAUACUAUUUCAAUGCAUACAUGUCAUUCCAGAUGACGGGUGUUACCGAUAUUCUGGUGGGUUCUGUUGAUGCAAAGACACUCCAGCCUGAUGCAGACUGGUUGGAGAGUACUCUAAAGAAUACUGUACCAACCCCAAAGCUUGUCACUGUUGUUAAUCCCGGCAAUCCGUCAGGAACAUAUAUCCCUGAGUCCCUUCUUAAGAGGAUAUCUGAUAUUUGUAAGGAAGCGGGAUGUUGGCUCGUAGUUGAUAACACAUAUGAGUAUUUCAUGUAUGAUGAUAGGAAGCAUGUUUGCGUAGAAGCAAACCACAUUGUAAACAUCUUUUCCUUCUCUAAAGCAUAUGGGAUGAUGGGAUGGAGAGUUGGAUAUAUAGCAUACCCAUCGGAAGUGGACGGGCUCGCAGCUCAACUCCUUAAAGUUCAGGACAACAUACCUAUUUGUGCUUCGAUAAUCUCACAACGACUGGCUCUUUACUCAAUGGAAGUGGGACCAGAAUGGGUAGCUGAUCAAGUAAAAAACCUCGUCAAGAACAGAGAUGUACUUCUAGAAGCUCUCUCUCCUUUGGGAGAGGAAGCUGUUAAAGGGGGAGAAGGUGCCCUUUACCUGUGGGUAAAGCUGCCCGAUAAGUACGCGGACGACGUUAAAGUAGUUCACUGGCUAGCUAAGAGGCAUGGAGUAGUCCUGAUCCCCGGCAGUUCCUGCGGCUGUCCAGGUUUUGUUAGAAUCUCCUUCGGAGGAUUGAUUGAAAAGGACACUAUAACAGCUGCAAAAAGGCUCAGAAAAGGUUUGGAAGAGCUGUUAGAUAGUGGAAUGGAUUCAUGAUUUUGUCAAGAGUAAAGUUUAGUAGCAGCUGGUUCUCCUGGACUGAUCAGUCAUCAACAAAUACAAUGGAAGACACUUUCUAUCCUUAAUAAUCGAAGGGGUUUUAAGCUUUGCAACUUGAUCAUUUGAAAAUGCAAGCUAAAACUUGCUAUUCUGUAUAGUUUGAAAUGAAGUAUUUAUAGAUACCUAAUUUUCUUGAAUGAAUGAUGGAAGUGUCUCAUUUAUCUCUCA